AUGUUUCGUAUAGUAAUAAAAAAUAUUAUCCCUGCAAUAAACAGAAAAUCUCAACAAGAAAACACGGUUAGACUGUUUUCGGGAAAAAGAUUUUUAUCAAACUCAGUUGAAAAUGAUAAAUUUUCACUUAAACACAACGAAAUCGGCCGACCGCUUUAUUUUGAUGCUCAAGCUACAACGCCAAUUGACCCCAGAGUUUUAGAUGCUAUGUUACCAUAUCUAGUAACCUACCACGGUAAUCCUCAUUCAAGAACUCAUGCUUAUGGAUGGGAGAGUGAAGCUGCUGUUGAGAAAGCAAGAGAGCAAGUUGCUAAUUUAAUUCGGGCAGAUCCUAAAGAAAUAAUAUUCACAUCAGGAGCUACAGAGUCCAACAAUAUUUCUAUAAAAGGAGUUGCACGGUUUUAUGCACCACGAAAAAAGCAUAUUGUUACAACACAGAUUGAACACAAAUGUGUGUUAGAUUCUUGCAGAGUUCUAGAAGGGGAGGGUUUUAAAGUUACUUAUUUGCCUGUUGGAACAAACGGUAUAAUUAAAUUAGAAGAUUUAGAAGCUGCAUUAACACCUGAAACUAGUUUGGUAUCAAUUAUGACAGUAAAUAAUGAAAUUGGUGUGAAACAGCCUAUUGCAGACAUUGGAUCAAUGUGUAAGAAACAUAAAAUAUUCUUUCACACAGACUCAGCUCAGGCCAUUGGAAAAAUCAAACUGGAUGUGAAUGACAUGAACAUUGAUUUAAUGUCUAUAUCUGGUCAUAAAGUUUAUGGGCCAAAGGGAAUUGGAGCUUUAUACAUUAGGCGUAGGCCCAGAGUCCGAGUCGAACCUUUACAGAGUGGUGGUGGUCAAGAAAGAGGUAUUAGAAGUGGUACAGUGCCUACUCCGUUAGUAGUUGGUUUAGGCUCAGCAUGUGAAAUAUCAGAAAGAGAAAUGUCAUACGACCAUGCAAGGAUGGAAAAAUUAGCAAAGAGGUUUUUAGACAAAAUAAACUCAAAGUUGACACAUGUAAUCCGAAAUGGAGAUGAAAAACAUUCUUAUCCUGGCUGUAUUAAUUUAUCAUUUGCUUAUGUUGAAGGUGAAUCUUUAUUAAUGGCUUUAAAAGAUAUUGCUUUAUCAAGUGGCUCAGCAUGUACAUCAGCAUCUCUGGAACCAUCAUAUGUAUUAAGAGCUAUUGGAACAGAUGAGGACCUAGCACAUAGUUCAAUAAGGUUUGGCUUAGGAAGAUUUACUACUAUGGAUGAAGUAGAUUAUACAGCAGAUAAAACAAUACGGCAUGUUGAACGUCUCAGAGAAAUGAGUCCCCUUUGGGAAAUGGUUCAAGAAGGAGUGGAUAUCAAAAAUAUACAAUGGUCUCAGCACUAA
This is a messenger RNA of Pieris macdunnoughi, 1353 nucleotides long. NCBI's taxonomy places the organism in Eukaryota, Metazoa, Arthropoda, Insecta, Lepidoptera, Pieridae. The record is from the annotation of a GenBank genome assembly.